UAUAUCUGAUGAAAUUGCAGAUAUAGAAAAGGAUACGAACCUUUUUGUUGGUAAAUCUUUUCAAAGUUGGGAUCAUGUUGCAAAGUUCAUGAAAAAGUAUGCGGCCGCUAAAGGUCAUGGGGUACGAAUUGGUGAUGGUGGAAAGAUCGAUAAAAUGACAAAUGAAGUUAAGAAGGGAAAGGGCUAUUUAGAAGUCACAAAAUUUAACGAUAUUUAUAUUGGAUACGAGUGUCAUCCAUCAGCAAGUAAAUUCAUUCCAACAUUACGAAAAUUGCCAGAAGGAAUUCUUGAAGAAAUUUGA
Funneliformis mosseae is the source of this 301-nucleotide messenger RNA. The record is from the annotation of a GenBank genome assembly. NCBI's taxonomy places the organism in Eukaryota, Fungi, Glomeromycota, Glomeromycetes, Glomerales, Glomeraceae.